UCUUAGGUUGCAUUGGGUGCUGACAGCGGUCUAGCCAACGAUCUGCCGUUGUGCCUGGCCGACCCUUGUAUCAUGUCCACCAAACCAAAACCAAAGUCGAGCAGCUGUUACAUUGGCAGCGACACCUGAGACCUUUGCCGCACCACCACACAUUGCACAGACAGCUCGAGCCUCCUCCUCCUGAUUUCCCGUCUUCGAAUUUUAAUCACUCGCUGACGUUUUAGCGAGACACAACAAUCUGCCCCAGCCGACACACAAUCGACUUUGUUGGCGCGUACAGUACUCGACCUCCAUGACGUGCAGAUGAUCAAGGAUAAGAGGCAUCAAGGCACCAUACUGCGAGGACCCGAGCACGAACAUUUUCCCGGCGUUCUGUGGCCCCCUUCUCUCGCAUAAGCGGAAGGAUCUCCUGUCAUACACCACCUGCACCCACUUCUUUCCUCUAUCUCUACUGGGCAAUCGCGGGGCUGUCGCUACUCUCUUCGAAACAUCUUGGAUCUUUCGUGUUUGACGACUUCGUUACCAUUGUUUGACGCAGCAUUAAUGUGCCGUCGUCUGCUAUCUCCAUUCUGACCGCUGCUUCUGAGGACCACAUUAUUUUUCCGCAUGCCGAGGUUCGAGUUUGAGAUUGCGCCACGCGGAAAGCAUCUUCGCCAUCACUGACAACCCGAUCUUUCAAACCCCCCAUCAUAGUCGCUACUAUCGUAAGAUCUGGUCGCCCGAAGAUUCAGCACCAUUAAAUCCAUCGACAGUCAGCGAUCCGCACACUGGGUAGAUCAACAGUUCAUAUACGAUAACGUUGACUGGAGGAACCCCGCCCCUCCUCGACAACGGGCAUUGAUCUGGAUCGAGCUAUCGCCGCCUCUGCACUUACCCAAUGUGGUGUCAUCCGACACGAAUGGUAUUGCACCAUGCAAGGCUACUCGACGACUCCCGCCCCUCCGCCAGGUCCCAAGAACUAUGUCUUUGUCGAUGAACACAAUCGGCACAAGCGCCUCAAGGUCAUGCGUGCAUGCGAAGGAUGCCGCCGCCGCAAGAUCAAAUGUGAUUCUGCCACCACCAACACGUGGCCUUGCGCCGCCUGUGUUCGCCUUAAGUUACACUGUGUGCCUCCAACAGGAGGCUUGGAAGGAGACGCAGGGGACAUGGCACCUGAGAAUGUCGCUGAGCAGAGCAUCGAAUCGCAACCUUACAUCCCACCUCCAGCGCCGCCAGUACAGCAAACGCAACAUUAUGCUGCUCCAGAGCAGUCGUUUCAGCCGAGUCAGGCUGGCGCCUUUUCUUAUGAUGCAUAUGUUGCCAACUAUCCGAAAUCAUCCUACGACAUGACUGGAAAGUCCUAUGGCAAUUUCUAUCCGAGCCCACAGCAGUUCCCGGGGCCUUUGAACGACCCAUAUCAGACCGGCGGACAGACUUACGCGCCUUUCCAGACCGACUCGGAAGCGCAUAGACAAGAACGCUCUGAUUCUUCGCCGAUAGACCAGAUGACCGCAGGAGAACUCAUAGAGUAUCUUGGUGAGUUGAAGAUUGGCGAAAACGGCAUUGCGCCUUACCUGCGGUCAGAGAAAAGCCAAGGUAAUGAAUCCGAAGCUCCAGUUCAAGAGCCCGAGCCAGAAUCGAAAAUCGCUGCGGCUUUCCGUACCGAUGCUGGUUCGCAGAUUCGGAUCCCUCCGGCACUAAUGCCAUCAGACGAGGAGGCCUCUCAAGCCUUUCAGACCUUUUUUAGAGACGUUCAUCCAUAUGUACCCGUCCUCAAUAGACGGCAGUUCUACGACCAAUGGCGUUAUGACCGAGCCUCCCUGUCUCCUUUGGUCCUCGAGGCCAUUUUCGCCAAUGCUGGUCGUCUUUCGGACGACCCCGCUCAAGGUGCUCAAUGGCUGGCGCUUGCCAACAAGCACGAGGCAUGCUUCUUGGACAGUCCACGAAUCAGCACUAUACAAGCCUUAUUGCUGCUUCUCAAAGCUCGUGAAAGCGCGCCGAAACGCGGAUAUUACUACCGAUCGUGGAUGACGUGCAAAACAGCAGUCACGAUGGCAAAGGAUCUCGAAUUAGAUGAACAUCAUGAGACUCAUUCAGCUGGAGAAGACUGCGGUUCGGACCCGGUCGAAUGCCUGACUAAGACUCGACUAUGGCAGACUCUUCUCAUCUGCGAGACGAUGGUCGGAGGCCCACAGGGUCGUACCGACCUGGGCGUUGAUCCGACUUCCGUUGAUACCAGCAUUAAUCCUCCCUGUUCGGACAUCGACGAUUUCGAAAAAGCAAUAUGCAGACAGUUUGCCUAUUUCGUCCGCAAUGUUCGCAACAUUCGUCUCAUCACCGAUGUCUCGAUAAAGCUCAAGAAGAAGAAAGACUGGGGCUUAGACCAAGAGUUCGUGGCGCACAAUGCAGCCUUCAAGAAAUGGCCAGAUGAGUUGCCCAAAGAUCUGCAGAUAACAUUACCGCAGAAUGGAGGUGUACCGUCUCUGGCCUCGCAUUUCGUAGGGAACAUGCAUUCCCACUAUCACCUUGCAAUCGUCAUGCUGCAUCGGCCACAGUUGAAAGCUUCUGAGUCUUUCGGGGCCGACAGUCAAUGGCGACACCACAUGACUACUUGCUAUAGGUCUGCAAAGGUCCUUUGCCGCAUCCAGGAAGCAGUCCUAGCCCAAUACGAUCUCACCGGACUACUCUGUAUGCAGAGGGGCAUCAAUUUCACCAUCUACGCCAUCUUAACGUGUAUCAUGCUACACCUCGUCGCUCUUUCCUCGCCCGACCCAGAGUUCAAUUCGGAAGCAAAAGACUAUUUUGUCCGUCACAUGCGCAUACUCGAGCGAUGUGUCGCGGCUUGGCCCAUGCCAGAAACGGAGGCUCAGAUCAAUUCUCUUCGAGCAGCUUUCUCGGCAGAUGUCACCAAGCCUUUCGAACUGAAGGAGUCUUUUCCGCUUGGCUCACCAUCCGAUCAAUCCCGCCCAUCUCCAAUGUCCCAGACGUCCUCCGAAAGGCAACAGCAACAGCAACAGCCGCAGCAGCAGCAGCAACAGUCAGCACACCAACUAGUCACGGCUGACCUUCAACAACCUCAACCGAACUACUUUCCUCCACAUAUGAACCAGAUGCGCGGUCCCACGAACUACUUAGCCACUCCUCCAGUGUCCUCCUAUUCCAGCGACUCGAAACCUCAGACUCCCAUCUACCCACAAACUUUUGAGCUCGAACAGACACAAUAUCCCGGUAUGCCGACGUCAGCAGGCGGGUAUUACCACCAGCCAACAUCAGCACCCGACAUUCAAUGGAACCCGACCCCAAUCAUUGACCAAUUCGAUACAGCCUUCGCCAUCCCAUCCUCUCAGCUCGCACCUCCGCCUUCGAUGUUCGGUGGUAGCGGCUCCUCUCCACCAGGGAAUAUGCAAAAUCUACAAGCCAGCUUUACGUCGACCAACUCGCCGACAUACGGAGUAAACACGCAGGGUUACCCUCAACAACCUCAAUAUUUCUCGGCACACUCGCAAUCGUUCCCCGAUCUGUCCUCACCCGUGGCCGGGCACAGGACACAACUUCCUUCAUCGUCCUCGACUGCAUAUCCGACUUCAGGUGUCGGUGGAGGCAUGUUUGUAACGUCGCGGCAGUGGCAACAGAGUGUCGCUAAUGUCAUGGAUACGGGCGGGUUGAAGAGGAGGUGGGACUAUGAGCAGCAUUGACGAGGGCUAUAAGCUGUAAUCAAGCUAAACGAAAAAAAAUACUAGCAAAGCAUGCUGGGCAUGCUCAACCGCGAGGGCUACGACGGGACGAGAUACGACGUGAUUUUGGGACUUUGACAGAAAUGGGUUAUGAUGUUCUACGAUCCGGGCGAAAAGGGCAAAUGAAAAGAGAAGCGUGCUUGUCUGCAGAUAAUGAAAGUGAGAGUGCACAACUUGAUACCGACACCGAUACCGAUACCCAGGAAAGAGACGGAAAGUGAAAGGAGUAGCAGUACCCAAAAUUCCAUGAGCCAGUAUUAUUGAGACGGAAAUAUGAAUGAUCUAUACUCUAUUUUGCUUCCCUGUGUAUUCUCAAGAAAUAGAGUAACAUAGUCUUCGACAAGAGAGGCGGCUCUGGUGGCAAUG
This is a messenger RNA of Exophiala xenobiotica, 4079 nucleotides long. RefSeq lists its product as uncharacterized. Gene Ontology annotation, biological process: DNA-templated transcription; regulation of DNA-templated transcription. The coding region runs from base 912 to 3674 and encodes 920 amino acids. The transcript is spliced from 3 exons. Gene Ontology annotation, molecular function: zinc ion binding; DNA-binding transcription factor activity, RNA polymerase II-specific; DNA binding. Lineage: Eukaryota; Fungi; Ascomycota; Eurotiomycetes; Chaetothyriales; Herpotrichiellaceae. The record is from RefSeq and is a predicted model, not a curated record.